CUCCUUCUCUCUGACCGGCUCCCACCGUGUGACCAUCAUCAUGAGUUUCUUACCUCCACCAGGUUACCAGCCCAUCUACAACCCUGACAUCCCAUAUGUGGGGCCCAUCUACGGUGGUUUGAGGACGGGGAUGUCUGUGUACAUCCAGGGAAUGGUGCCCCAUGGGAUCACCAGGUUCUACGUCAACCUGCAGUGCGGGGAGAUGGAAGGCUGUGACAUAGCCUUUCACAUGAACCCUCGGUUCGACUUCUGGGACAAGGUGGUGUUCAACACCUUCCAGAAUGGCUGCUGGGAAGGAGAGGAGAAGAUCCACGAGAUGCCCUUCAGAAAGGGACACAACUUUGAGCUGGUCAUCGUUGUCAACUCAGAGGGCUACCAGGUGAAUGUAAACGGUCGUCAGCUCUACUUGUUCCAGCAUCGCAUGCCGGUGGAGAGAGUGACUGCCUUACACAUCAACGGGGACAUCUCUGUACAGAGCAUCAACAUCAUCGGGGGAGGACAAGGAGGCAUGCAGGGUUAUCAGGGAGGGAUGGGGGGUGGCAUGCAGGGUUAUCAAGGAGGGAUGGGGGGAUCUAUGGGUGGUGGAAUGCAAGGGUAUCCAGGCAAUGGGAUGGGAGGCAUGGGGGGUGGAGGAGGAGGAGGAAUGGGGUUUCCUGGGGGAAACCUGCCGAUGAUGGGUGGAGAGCCGAUCUACAACCCAUGCAUUCCCUACUCUAACAUGAUCCCAGGAGGGAUGAUUCCAAAGAGAACCAUCAUUAUUCGGGGUAUGGUACCUUUUGGGGCCAACAGGUUCGCCAUUAACUUCCGAGUGAGCAAUGGCGAAGACAUCGCCUUCCACUUUAAUGCCCGGGUGGCAGAGGGGGUGCUGGUCCGAAACAGCUACAUGGGCGGGUGCUGGGGGCAGGAGGAAAGGGAUGUCAACUUCAACCCCUUCGCGGAGGGCCAGUACUUUGACAUCUCGGUGCGCUGUGGGAAUCAGAGGUUUAAGGUGUAUGUAAACGGGCAGCACUUGUGCAACUUCUCCCACCGUCACCAGCCCUUCACCCAGAUUGACAUGCUGCAGAUCGAAGGGGACGUGCAGCUGUCCUACAUACAUUUCUGAGGCUUGCUGCUCUGGUACCCUGCUCUGAUGUCUCCACUCUGAUGUCACUGUUCUGGUCCCCUGCUCUGAUGUCACUGUUCUGGUCCCCUGCUCUGAUGUCACUGUUCUGGUACCCUGC
This is a messenger RNA of Anguilla anguilla (European eel), 1220 nucleotides long. Its product is annotated as galectin-4-like. The transcript has 12 exons. NCBI's taxonomy places the organism in Eukaryota, Metazoa, Chordata, Actinopteri, Anguilliformes, Anguillidae. The record is from RefSeq and is a predicted model, not a curated record. The coding region runs from base 41 to 1102 and encodes 353 amino acids. Gene Ontology annotation, molecular function: carbohydrate binding.